This is a messenger RNA of Cinara cedri, 2823 nucleotides long. The record is from the annotation of a GenBank genome assembly. NCBI's taxonomy places the organism in Eukaryota, Metazoa, Arthropoda, Insecta, Hemiptera, Aphididae.
AUGGAAGAGGUGAAAUAAAAAUCGGCGGAACUCCUGAAUGGUCUUACGAAAACAGACUUCCAGCACUGCCUCGAGCAAUGGAAGAAACGAAUGAAACGAUGUCUGGCGAGGGGAGGGAAGUAUAUUGAAGGGGAGCAUUUGAAUGUAGAAUAACUUUUAUAAUAAAACACUUUUUCGUAACCAGUCUUGUUAUUUAAUAGCCACACCUCGUAUAUAGGGCACUAUGAUUAUAAAUUCAUAAAUUCAGAUAUAAAAAAUUGUGCUAGUAUUUUAGGCAAACAAUGUAAAGGGAGUUAAAUUUGUUGAUACAAAAAAUAAAUUAAAAGAAUACUUUACGUCUCACGCCAUGUCCAAAAUAUUAAAAUCUAAAUUACGAAAUCAAAGAUUGAUGUCCUUGGAAACAAUAGCCGAAUUCUGUUUCGAUAUGUUAUUCUUGAUCCAACAAUUUGUGAAUUUGACAAGAUUGAAAUAAUAUUAGAGUCAUUAUCACCAGAUUAUUAUAAUGUAAUUUCAUAUAUGAAUAACCAAACUUUAGAAGAUUUAGAGAAAAAUUUAAAAAAGUAGAAUAUUCAAAAGCAAUUAGUAAAAGUAUGGAGGUGAAGUCAAUUUUUGAACGCAAUAAUAAUUUUAGAAAUAUUUUUCAAAUUAAUAAUAUGAGGCAGGGAAGUAAUGAUUAUAACACUAAUAACAAUUUUAAUCAGUUUAAUAAUAAUAACUAUUCAAGAAAUCAAAAUAUUAGAAAUUUUAGUGAAGAAAAUAACUUAAUAAUACGUUUUAUUACUAAUAAUCCAAAAUUUAAUAACAAUUUUAAUAAUAAUAAACAUUUUAAUGGUUCCCAAAGAUUUGAGUGUAAUUAUAAUUAUAAAGACCAACAUUUUCACAGUAAUUAUAAUUAUUAUAAUACAAAUAAUAAUAAUUGUAAUAGAUGUGGAAACAAUUUUAACAAUGAUCAAAACAGUAAUAGGUAUAAUACGGUUUAAAACGGAUCAAAUAAUAAUAAUUCAGAUCGCAAUAAUGAUUUUUCGGGAAGAAAUAAUAGGCCAAGCUUAACCAUCAAGACGUUAAAGUAGAGAGAAUUAAUAUAAAUUAUAUUGGGGAAAAUUGAAGACGUGAAUUUACUGACGAAUAAAUUUGGCUCAAACCAAAAAAAUAACUGGGCAGAAGGAAAAAGUUAGGUAUUUUUCAAACCAAGUGAAAAAUCCUGACUAUAAAAUAACAGAAUACAAUCAAAACAUUGCUUUAUUACAAAACAUUAUAAAUGAGACAUAAAAAACAAUGAGUUAAUUUCGAAGUGUAACGUUAACCAAAGUGAUUGGGACUUUGACCCAGAUAAAUUUUUUGAUGAACAAGUCUUUCUUGAACGUUAUUAAAAUAUUAAUACAUAUAAAGUUACUAUUAAAGAUUUAAGUUACAAUAUUAACAAUGCAAACGGAUUCACAGUGAGCAACGAUCAUUUUGAUGAUAGUAGGAAAAUUAUAAUUACAACAUAUAACCCUACCUCAUUACCGACGACAUUUAAGCCUCCACAGGUUGUGGUCACUUUAAUCAUAGUUUUUAAUAAUAUACAAUUUCCUCUACAAUUUUUGGCGGUAAAUAAUUGAAUAGGUCCUACUUUAUUAGGCACGGAUUUUUUAAAAUUAUAUAAAGCAAAUUUAGAUUUUGGUAAUAAUCAAUAAGUAUUAACGAAAAAUAAUGGUUUAACAAUUUUGAAGUUCAACGAAAAAUCAAACAAGUUAAAUAAUAAUGAUACAAAUAUUGAUAAUAGAACUUUAAAUAAUUAUUAUAAUUCUAAUAUAGACGCUAAUAAUAAAAAUAAUGUAGAACAAAUAAUAGAAUCUAAAUAAUUUCUUAUAGCCAGAGAAAGUUGUAAAUUGAGGGAAGUACCUAGCUAUGGGUUUUGUGGUAUAUACACGCUGUCAGCUAGCAAUGCUAUCAUAUGAAGUAAUUUAUAUCACAACACAUAUAAUAGUAAAGUUACUAAAUAUAAGUUUGAAUAAUAAACCAAUUUGGUUAGAAGGUUAGAAGACAUUUCAACAGUUGUCAAUUAUUUUAAUUUCAAAUUAUUAAUUAUAUGUCUCAAUGUCGAAAAUUCAAACAAAAGUGCAGGCAGAGCAUUUUAUAAACCUAACAAAAAAAUUCUUUGUCAUUUUUUUCGAAAAUAAUCACUGGACACCAGGGUGUUAUGGUCCAAAAUGGGUGUAAUCCAAAAAAAAAUAUUAAAAAUAGAACCUAUACAUAUUUGAUUUUCUCUACAGACAUCUAGUUCGUUGUUAGAGGAAAGAGUAAAACUAGAAAACUUAAACCAGGAACAUGAUGAGUUACCACAAGUUAAGCAAGUGUUUUCAGAAAAACAAAAAUUUUAAUGAUUUUUCAAAACCACAUACUAAAUUCGAUAAAAUAAUAAAUAAUCUGCCAGAUAAUAACAUAGUAAACAAUGAAUUAAAUUUUGAUAUUAAUCAGAAUCUAACACCUACAGAAAAACAUAAAUUAUUAUUAAUUUUAAAUAAAUAUAAAUCGGUAUUUUUAAAAUCAAAAUGGGAUUUAGGAGAGUUUCACACUGAUCUAGUAGAUAUUUAAUUAAUUAAUUGUAUUUUUAUUAAAUUACCUAACUUUAAGAUCAUUAAAUUUGAACGAGAUGAAAUAAAAAGUCAAACACAAGAAAUGUUACUGGCUGAUAUUUUUGAACCCCCUAAUUCACAAUAUUCUUUUCCAAAUUGUUUAGUAGCGAAAGGGUUACCCCAAAGUACGCAUAAGAUUGAUACAUCAACUCAAUAUAGGUGGGUUUUAGAUUAUAGAAAACUAAACAAUAUUACUAUUAAGUAA